This is a messenger RNA of Thlaspi arvense, 2102 nucleotides long. NCBI's taxonomy places the organism in Eukaryota, Viridiplantae, Streptophyta, Magnoliopsida, Brassicales, Brassicaceae. The record is from the annotation of a GenBank genome assembly.
AACAGCUUUACCAACUAAUCUUUCUAUAUCAAUAAGAACUAAAACUCCUAACAAUUAUUCAAACAAUUGAUUAUACCCAAUUAUCUUCUCCAACUGUAAUCCUAACAAUGAUUCAAAAUAAUUAAUUUAUUCACAAUUAUCUUCCCCCCUCCGCUCUUUUUCUUCCUCCAACAUCACACCAACAACAACAAUCAAUACAUUUGACGAUUAAAUUCAUCUUCUUCUUCUUGAAAAUCUUUUUUGAUUUAUAAAGCUUCAAAGAAUCCGCUUUUCCCUUUUCUUAUAAAAAAAAAUAAAAGAGAAUUCUUGUUGUCACUUUCUUUCUGCCUUUUUCCUCUCUUCUUGUUUAAUUUCUGGGUAUUUGAUUUGUGAUCUUCUUUAGAUCUAUUCAGUAAUCGAAACCCAUUUGAAAGAAAAGAAAGCUUUCUUGAUAUGGGUUUCGCUUGUUUCCUUUCUCCUCGAACCAAAGCGAGCUCUCAAGAACACAACAAAGCUUGGCUUUUGGAGGAAACAGGACCGAAGCUUAUGGACUCAGACCCAUAUUCAGUCCACUCGUCAUUUAGGUUUAGUCUUUGCUCGCAGGUUGAGCUGGAGAAGAUUAAAAGGGAGGUACCGUCAUCGUCUUCCUGUCGGAAUUUCUCCGUGUCUGAAGGAUCGGCGACGGUUCUGUUGGUGAAUUUGGAGAAUGAUGGCAAGGAGACAGAGAAAUCAACGGAUGAGAUGAAUUGGUCGAGGGCUAUUUCGUUAGAGAAAAGUAUUUCUCCGGUGGCUAAUUCUUUGAUCCGGUUUAGUUUCAGUGAAAUUGUCACAGCAACUGGCAAUUUCUCAAACGGGAGAGUGUUGGGAAGAGGAGCUUGCAGCUAUGUGUUUAGGGGCACAAUGGGGAUUUGGCGUAAAGCUUUGGCCAUUAAGAGACUUGACAAAGAAGACAAAGAAUCUCCAAAGUCGUUUUGCAGAGAGUUGAUGAUUGCAAGCUCUCUUAACAACCCUAACAUUGUCCCUCUUCUAGGGUUCUGUAUCGACCCUGAACAAGGGUUUUUCUUGGUGUAUAAGUUUGUCUCUGGUGGUAGCCUCGAACACUAUUUACACGAUAAGAAAAAGAAGAAAAAUGGUGUGAAUGUCUCCUCCUUAUAUCUUCCUUGGUCAGCAAGGUACAAGAUUGCCUUAGGCGUUGCGGAGGCCAUAGCCUAUUUACAUAAUGGCACUGACCAAUGUGUUGUGCAUAGAGACAUUAAACCCUCAAAUAUUCUUCUUUCCUCAAACAAAAAGCCAAAGUUGUGUGAUUUUGGGUUAGCAACUUGGACAGCUGCUCCUUCGGUUCCUUUUCUCUGUAAGACCGUUAAAGGCACUUUCGGUUAUUUGGCUCCUGAGUAUUUCCAACACGGCAAGAUAUCUGAUAAGACCGAUGUUUACGCAUUCGGAGUCGUGUUACUUGAGCUAAUAACAGGUCGUAAGCCAAUUGAAUCAAGAAGACCAUCUGGUGAAGAAAAUUUGGUAGUUUGGGCGAAGCCAUUGUUGCAUAGAGGGAUGGAAGCAAUAGAGGAGUUUCUUGAUCCAAGGCUGACUUGUACAAGAAAAAACUCGGCUUUGAUGGAUCGUAUGAUUCGAGCUGCAGCAGCUUGUGUGACCAAUGAGGAGUCAAGAAGACCCGCGAUGAAGGAGAUUCUUUCAAUCUUGAAAGGCGAUGAAGGAAAAAUAGAGCUAAGGACGUUUUCAAGCCGGAAAUUAUCAAAUCUUGCGGGUUUAAUCGACUGUUACCCGCAGUUGCAACGGACAAAAUCUGAGAUGAAGAGUCAUUUUGCUCUUGCGAUGCUUGGAGUAACAGAGUUUGAAGACGGUGAUCGCUUGUAGCAGUUGUACGGAAGAUACAAACUUAAAAUAGUGGCGAAAAGAAGAUGACGAGUGUAGAUACAGAGGUUUGAUGUGUCAGUGUAAGUAUAAAAUUGUAAAUGUUUAUUUUACCGGUUCGGUUACUGAGAAAAAGGAAAAAUGGGUUUUGUGAAAGUCCUAAUUCGAGUAUAGAUUUGGAUUUAAGCUUAAUAUAAAACUUAAACAUAUCUAUGAUUUAAACAAGAACGCUAUAGAUUGUUUUUCUUUUUUAC